Molecule: messenger RNA, 11254 nt
Organism: Ostrinia furnacalis (Asian corn borer)
Lineage: Eukaryota; Metazoa; Arthropoda; Insecta; Lepidoptera; Crambidae
Gene: Dhc98D
Product: Dynein heavy chain at 89D
Exons: 67
Biological process (GO): microtubule-based movement
Cellular component (GO): dynein complex
Molecular function (GO): dynein light intermediate chain binding; ATP hydrolysis activity; minus-end-directed microtubule motor activity
Source: RefSeq, a predicted model, not a curated record
AUUCACCCUGGAAAACUUGGAGCAGUUCCAGCAAAUGUUAAGCGACAAGACACCGAUGUUCCAAGUGGAUGCCGCGCUGGUGCCGCCCGACAUCACCAUGCGGCCCACCUCGCCCGAGGUCUGCAACAUCGUCGGGUACAACAUCAAGCACUUCCUCAACAGAUUGACAACCUUCCCACGAUGGAUGAAGAAAACCUGCCUGCCGUGUCCGCCUCAGCGCAUAGCCGAAGCGACCGGCAACGAGUUCUAUGUGUUUUCGUACUUCGAAGACAUCUUACGUGUGGUAGCCAUCAAUGACGUCACCAUGCUCAUACAAGACACCAUCUAUCGACUGACAAUGGACAUCAAUACUUAUAUUCAGAAGUGGCAGAAAUACCAACACCUAUGGGCGUUCGACAAAAAUCUGUCAUGCGAAAAGUACAUUCAGAAGCACGAACAAAUCUUCAAGUACGAUGAGAAGUUCUUCUUCUUCGAAGAUAUAAUAUCAGACUUGGAUGCCCACGUUAAAUACGUGGACGUUGGGGCCAUAAGAGUGAAUCUUCGGCCUAUCAUCAGCCAAGUACAGGGACAUGCGCAGGAGUGGAAGAACAUUCUGGGCAACUGCAUCGCGUCCAAGACCAGAAUGAAUAUGUACGAUUUGAAGAACCAAAUAGAGUCUCUUCGCAUGACGAUGAACAUGAACAUCAAAGGGCUGGAAGACUUCAAGCUGGUGAUGGCGACCAUAGGUCAAGUGCAAGCGCUCACCAUCACCGCCGAGGUCAAAUACCGCGGCAUGCAGGAAAUCUUCCACAUGCUGAGACAGCAUGGUAUUGAUGUAUCAGAUGACGAUCUUCAGUUCGCAAAGAACCUGGAAUCAUCCUGGGGAAGCCUAUACCAAACCUCGCUCUUCCGUGGCAACACUCUUGAACAGACCAAGGAGAAGUUCUCCAAACUCAACGUGGUGGAGAUAUCGAACUUCCUGAAGGAGCUUGAUGAUUUCGUCGAGAAGUUUGAUAAUGAGGGCCCGGGUAUUGUGGGCGACGAUAUGGACAGAGGACUGGUGCUUAUGGAGGAAUACAAUAAAUACUUCGACGAGCUAGAGUCUCGUAAAAAGAUGUUGCAAGCGGCUGAGCAAUUGUUCGACAACCCUCUAGCCGACUUUUCCAACUUCAACCGCGCGAAAACCGACUUUCUGGCGAUGGACCAAGUCUACAAGAUCUACAAGGCACAGAAGAAUGCUAGGGAAGUGUGGGCCAAGACGUUGUGGGUUAAUCUGAACCCGCAAGCGUUGGUAGACGGCAUUGAACAGUUCUUCAAAGAAUACAGGAAACUCCCAAAAGCCGUCCGACUUACGAACACUGGUCUUAUGCUGGACCUAAAGAUGAAGCAGUUCAAAGGAGUAGUGCCUCUUAUGGUGUCGCUAAAGAACGAAGCCAUGAGAGAAAGACAUUGGAAAGAACUAAUGGCUAAAACUGGCCAGGACUUUGAUAUGUCACCGGAACGAUUCACUUUGGAGAACAUGUUUGCUAUGGAGCUGCAUAAGUACCAAGACGUUGCUGAGGAAAUUGUUAAUCACGCUAUAAAAGAAUUAGCCAUCGAGCGCGGUGUUCGUGACGUGCAAGAGACAUGGGGAGCUAUAUCCUUCACCGUGGCGCGCCACUUCAACAGAGGGGAGGAUCGUGGUUACACCCUCAACCCUUGCGACGAAGUGGUCGUCAAACUGGACGAGGAUGCCAUGACGCUGCAGAGCAUGGCUGCUUCACAGUUCAUCGGCCCAUUCCUCUCAGUCGUUCACACGUGGGAAAGGCGCCUAGCAUUGAUAUCCGAGGUCAUUGAGGAGUGGAUGGCCACGCAGCGAAAGUGGCUCUACUUGGAAGGCAUCUUCGUGGGCGGAGACAUCAGAGUCCAACUGCCAGAGGAGGCCAAGAAGUUUGACGAUAUUGACAAGUCUUUUAGAAAGAUUAUGUUGGAUACAGCCAAAAGACUAAACGUGGUCGACUGCUGCACUAUAAGCGGUAGAUUAGAAGAAUUCGUCAACCUAGGGCUUGGUCUACAAAAGUGUCAAAAGUCCCUGAACGACUACUUGGAUUCGAAGCGUCGUGUGUUCCCAAGAUUCUUCUUCAUAUCAACAGACGAGUUGCUCUCAAUUCUUGGCAGCAGUGAGUGUAGUUGCGUCCAGGAGCAUAUGAUCAAGAUGUUUGACAACAUCAGAGCUCUAGACUUAUACGUAGAUCAUACUAAUCGUCCAGUAGCUGCCAAGAUGAUCUCUGCUGAAGGAGAGAUAAUGGACUUCAGAAAAGUGGUAUACACUGAAGGCAGAGUCGAAGAUUGGAUGAACUUGGUACUUGUAGAAAUGCGUAACACUAAUAAGUUUAUCACCAAAAAGGCUAUAUUCUACUAUGGAAGAAACUGGAAGGUGCCAAGAACGGAAUGGAUCCUCGAGUAUCAAGGCAUGGUUUGUCUAGCAGCUAACGGCGUGUGGUGGACAGCCGAAACGGAAGAAACGUUCAUUCGUAUAAGAAAAGGCAAUAAAAGGGCAAUGAAGGAACAUUUGCAGCAACAGAACGAGCAACUGGACGGACUUGUAGUCAAAGUGCGACUAGACCUAUCCUCAAACGACCGGCUGAAAUUCCGCACUAUAACAACAAUCGACGUGCACGCACGAGACAUCAUCGAGGGAUUCGUGCGAGAUAACGUGACAGAAGCCGCCGAGUUCGACUGGGAGAGCCAGCUGCGAUUCUACUGGCUGAAGAAAGACGACAAUCUAUGGAUCAGGCAGUGUACUGGGGUAUUUGAAUACGGCUACGAAUACAUGGGUCUGAACGGCCGGCUAGUGAUCACGCCGCUGACAGAUCGAAUCUACCUUACUAUCACGCAAGCUCUCACCAUGCAGUUGGGAGGAGCUCCUGCAGGCCCAGCUGGCACCGGCAAGACAGAAACAACGAAAGACCUCGCCAAAGCAUUAGGUCUGCUUUGCGUUGUCACAAACUGCGGGGAAGGCAUGGACUUCCGAGCAGUAGGCCAGAUCUUGGCUGGACUGUGUCAAUGCGGCGCGUGGGGCUGUUUUGAUGAAUUCAACCGUAUUGAUAUAUCCGUGCUGUCUGUCAUAUCUACGCAGCUACAGUGCAUAAGAAGUGCACUGCUUAUGAAGUUGAAGAGAUUUACUUUCGAAGGUCAAGAGAUCUCAAUGGACAACAAAGUAGGCAUCUUCAUCACGAUGAACCCCGGCUACGCGGGCCGCACCGAACUGCCUGAGUCGGUGAAGGCUCUCUUCAGACCGGUGGUGUGCAUCUUACCAGACCUGGAGAUGAUCUGCAUGAUAUCGCUGUUCUCUGAUGGGUUCCUUACUGCCAAAGUGUUAGCUAAAAAGAUGACAGUCUUAUACAAAGUGGCUAGAGAACAGCUAUCAAAGCAGUCCCACUACGACUGGGGAUUGCGGGCUUUGACUGCGGUGCUGCGCAUGGCGGGGAAACUCCGAAGAGACUCCCCCGGACUAAGCGAAAUCAUGGUGCUGAUGAGAGCUCUGAGAGACAUGAACUACCCGAAAUUCGUGUUCGAAGACGUACCUCUAUUUCUGGGCCUGAUCAAGGAUCUGUUCCCGGGAUUGGAAUGCCCGCGAGUCGGCUACCCGGAGUUCAACGCGGCCGUCAUUGAUGUACUAGAGACUGACGGAUACAUUGUACUGGCGCAUCAGGUAGACAAAGUAGUGCAACUCUACGAGACGAUGAUGACGCGGCACUGCUCUAUGCUGGUGGGCCCUACAGGCGGCGGCAAGUCCGUCAUCUUACAGACCUUAGUCAAGGCGCAAACCAACCUGGGUCUUUCUACCAAGCUCCAAGUUCUCAACCCCAAGGCGUGUUCUGUGAUUGAACUUUAUGGUAUCCUAGAUCCAGUUACCAGAGACUGGACUGAUGGGCUCUACUCUAAGAUAUUCCGUGAAAUGAACAGGCCAGCAGAAAGAGACGAGCGUCGAUAUUCGCUAUUCGACGGCGACGUAGACGCCCUCUGGAUAGAGAACAUGAACUCAGUCAUGGACGACAACCGUCUGCUGACGCUCGCGAACGGUGAACGAAUUCGGCUCGCGCCGUAUUGCUCGCUGCUGUUCGAAGUCGGUGACCUGAACUAUGCGUCGCCUGCGACUGUGUCGAGAGCUGGAAUGGUGUUCGUUGACCCUAAGAAUUUGGGAUACCAGCCUUAUUGGGAUAGAUGGCUCCGCAGUCGCAACAAUGAAGAAGAGCGUGAGCAACUAGCUGGUCUCUUCGAACACUACGUAGCUGGUGCCAUCAACUACAUCGUGUUCGGCAUGUUCGGCCUACAGCAGCAGACGCCAUUGAAAACUAUAGUGCCGCAGACGCCGCUCAACUUGGUGGUACAGCUGUGCUACAUGAUCAGUGGACUGAUGCCUAAUAAAGAAGAUAGCAACGAGGAAAUUGACAGGACCGUGGUGGAGUGUGUCUUCAUGGUGUCUAUGUACAACAGCUUGGGGGCAUCGAUAGUGGACGAUGGCCGCUUCGACUUUGACAACUACAUCAAAAAGGCGUGUCCGAUGAUGCUCGUGGAAGACACAAUCGAGAAGAAAGCUACUACAAAACACUUCCCCAUGGGAUUCCCGAGUCUAUACGACUAUUGCCUGGAGCUAACCACACUGACAUGGGAAGCGUGGGAGUGGCUGGUGCCGACGUACGAGCAUGACAGGGACAUGAAGUUCCCGUCGAUUCUAGUCCCAACGGUGGACACGCUCCGGCUCACUUGGCUUAUCAAGAUCAUGGAGAGUGUGGAACGUCCAGUACUAUUAGUAGGUGACACUGGCACUUCAAAAACUGCAAUCAUCACAAACUAUCUGCAUGGAUUACCAGCUGAUAAAUACAUAAUUCAGCAAAUGAAUUUCUCAUCGCGCACGUCGUCGAUGGACGUGCAAAGAAACUUGGAGUCGGUUGUAGAAAAGCGAACCAAAGACACUUUUGGUCCUCCUGUUGGGAAGAAGAUGCUGGUAUUCAUAGACGAUAUGAAUAUGCCCAUUGUAGAUACAUACGGAACUCAACAGCCAAUAGCGUUGCUAAAACUACUGUUUGAAAGGAAAGGAUUCUACGACAGAGGCAAAGAUCUCAACUGGAAAAAUCUGAAAGACAUAGGAUUCAUUGCUGCUAUGGGCAAAGCUGGUGGAGGACGAAAUGAUGUCGAUCCACGUUUCAUAUCAAUGUUCUCAGUGUACAACUUGCAAUUUCCGUCGGAAAACACAUUGCGACACAUCUACGUGUCAAUACUUCAUGGUCACUUCAUAAUAUUCCCAGAUGAAAUUCAAGAAAUCGUCGACAAAAUUGUUCAAAUGACCCUAGAUUUGUACAAGAUAAUAAUCGUCGAUCUACCGCCAACGCCGGCGAAAUUCCACUACAUCUUCAAUCUUCGAGACCUGUCUCGCAUCGCGGCUGGCAUGUGCCUGACGCAUCCGAACUUCUUCAGCGAGAAGCGUGCUGUUGUACGCUGCUGGCGCAAUGAGUUUACGCGCGUUAUUUGCGACCGACUUAUCAACGUACAGGACAAUGAGCUGAUGCGUGGCCACAUUCAAGAGCACAUCGUGAAAUAUUUCCCUGAAGAGGAGCCAGUGGUGCUGGAAGAGAUUGUGGUGGCUGAGGAAGAUCUUGUCGUUGAAGAAGAGGAAGAUGAGUUUGGAGAAAAAAUAGUAAAACCAGCUGCCGCACCGUCUGUUGCGGCUGAGGCCGAACUGGAAAUAGAGGAGGAAGAAAUUGAAGUCGAAAAAGAACUUACGCUAGAAGAAUAUGUCCUUCGUGACCCCUUAUUGUUUGGUGACUACCGAAAUGCUUUAGAUGAGGAGGAAAUACGAUAUUACGAAGAUCUGCUUGACUACGAAGCUGUCUAUUUUCUCUUUCAAGAGAUAUUAGACGAAUUCAACGAGCGUAUCGGCAAAAUGUCUGUAGUGUUGUUCGAGGAUUGUCUCGAGCAUUUGACGCGCGCGCAUCGAAUCCUGCGCAUGGACCGAGGCAACGCCAUGAUCAUCGGCGUCGGCGGCUCCGGGAAGAAGUCCAUCUGCCGUCUGGCUUCAUUUGCUGCUGGUUGCGAAAUGUUCGAGAUCACGGUGACGCGGAACUACAACGAGAACACGUUCAAGGACGACAUGAAGCGGAUGUACAACCAGCUAGGUGUGGAUGGCAAGAAAACCGUAUUCCUCUUCACCGCAGCACAGAUCCUUGAAGAAGGCUUCCUGGAAUUUAUCAACAACAUCCUAAUGAUUGGGAUGAUCCCUGCGCUGUUUGGCGAUGAUGAAAAAGAUGGCAUCAUCAACGCCGUGCGCAACCAAAGCGCUGAGGCUGGAUAUGGUAUAGCCAAAGAUGCUGUAUGGAACUUCUUCUGCAACAAAUGCGCUGACAAUCUCCACGUGGUGUUGUCUAUGUCCCCCAGUGGUGAUAUUCUCAGAAAUAGAUGCCGCAGUUUCCCUGGCUUAGUGAACAACACUACCAUAGACUGGCAGUUCCCGUGGCCGAAACAAGCGCUGUUAGCUGUGGCUAACGUCUUUUUAGCUGAUGUCCAAAAGAUCCCCGACGAGUUCCGAUCCAUCAUAGUGGAGCAUGUAGUCCACGUGCACAUGUCAGUAGCGCGAUACUCUGUGGAGUUCCUUCUGAGGUUGAGAAGGAACAACUACGUCACGCCCAAACACUACAUGGACUUCCUCACCAACUACCUAUCUCUGUUGAAUGAGAAGGACGCCUUUAUUAUUGCUCAGUGCGAACGUCUAAUAGGCGGUCUAGCCAAAAUCGAAGAAGCAAACGUACAGUUGGAAGACUUGAAUGCUAAACUGGCGGUGCAAAAGAUCAUCGUCGCCGAACAGACUAAGGAAUGCGAGAUAUUGCUGAAAGAGAUUUCUACGGCAACCGAAGCAGCCGUGGUGAAACAGAACGUGGCUGCCAUCAAAUCGGUCGAAAUAACCGAGCAGAGCGUGGUUAUAGCCGAGGAAAAAUCUGAGGCUGAGGAGGCUCUCUCGGCAGCCUUGCCGGCGUUAGAAGCAGCCAGAUUGGCGCUAGCCGACUUGGAUAAGAACGAUAUUACGGAGAUUAGGUCUUUUGCUACACCGCCAGAAGCUGUACAAGUGGUAUGCGAAUGCGUGGUGAUCAUUCGUGGCAUCAAGGACGUGAGCUGGAAAGGUGCUAAGGGCAUGAUGGCGGACCCGAACUUCUUGCGCAAUCUGCAGGAGAUGAACUGCGACCUCAUCACACAGGCGCAAGUCAAGGCUGUCAAGGCGCACAUGAAGAAAAGUAAAAAGCUGGAUACCAUGCAGCAGAUCAGCAAGGCUGGAUACGGCCUCCUGAAAUUCGUCAUCGCCGUCCUCGGCUACUGCGCCGUCUACAAAGAGGUGAAGCCCAAACAGGACAAAGUGGAAGCUCUCGAGAAAGAAUACUCUGAAGCGGUCAACUACCUCGCCUCGCUGAACCGAGAGAUCGACCGGUUACAAAGAACUUUAGACGGCCUCAACAAUAGAUACGAUACAGCCAUGAUGCGACGACAGGAGUUGCAGGAAGAAACCGAUAUCAUGAUGCGACGAUUAGUCGCAGCUGAUAAACUUAUGUCUGGGUUGUCGAGCGAACAGGCGCGGUGGAAAAUAGAACUGGCAGCUUUAUACGUAGAACAAUCGAGACUGAUCGGGAACUGUCUGUUGGCCGCUUCGUUCCUGAGCUACGCGGGGCCAUUCUCGUUCUCGUUUAGGCAGACGAUGAUAUAUGAAGACUGGUUAGGCGAUGUGCUGGACAGAGGCAUUCCGCUCACACAACCUUUCACUAUUGAAAGGAAUUUGACCAAUGAAGUUGAGAUUAGCGGAUGGAACUCCGAAGGUUUACCACCAGACGAAUUGUCGGUACAGAAUGGUAUUUUGACAACUCGCGCGUCGCGAUUCCCGCUUUGCAUCGACCCUCAAACACAGGCCCUCACAUGGAUUAAGAAGAAGGAAGCCAAGAACAACCUUAAGGUGCUGUCGUUCAACGACCCUCAGUUCCUGCGUCAGCUGGAGAUGGCCAUCAAGUACGGGCUGCCGGUGCUGUUUCAAGACGUCAACGAGUACAUCGACCCCGUCGUCGACAACGUACUGGAGAAGAACAUCAAAAUUGAAGGCGGGCGUACCUUCGUUAUGCUGGGCAGUUCCGAAGUGGACUACGACCCGAAAUUCCGCAUGUACCUUACCACAAAACUGGCCAACCCGCAGUUCAACCCUGCUGCUUACGCCAAGGCCGUGGUCAUCAACUACACCGUCACUGUACAGGGUCUAGAAGACCAGCUACUCAGCGUGGUGGUCCGCGCCGAGCGUUCCGACCUCGAAGAGCAACGAGAGUCUCUGAUCAUCGAGACCAGCGCCAAUAAGAGUCUUCUGUCCGGCCUCGAGGACUCUCUACUGCGAGAACUGGCCACUUCCACCGGCAACAUGUUAGACAACGUGGAGCUCGUCAACACGCUCGAGAACACCAAGUCCAAGGCUGCUGAGGUCAUGGAAAAACUAGCACUGGCAGAAGCAACCACAAAGGACAUCGAAAAGUUCCGUGAUGGCUACCGACCCGUGGCGAAGCGAGGCUCCAUCCUAUUCUUCGUGCUAUCAGACAUGGCAGGCGUGAAUUCUAUGUACCAGUACUCAUUAUCUUCGUAUCUUGAUGUGUUUUCGUUUUCGCUACGUAAGGCAAUGCCAAAUGUAAUCCUGGCCAGACGUCUAAGGAAUAUCAUCGAUAUGUUGACCAAAAACGUGUAUGAUUAUGGUUGCACAGGUAUAUUCGAACGGCACAAGCUCCUGUUCUCUUUCCAAAUGGACAUAAAGCUGGAACAAAGCGAGGGCAACGUGAGCCAGAUGCAACUGGACUUCUUCAUCAAGGGGAACGUUUCUCUUGAGAAGUCGCCUACGCCUUGCCCGGCUUCUUGGAUACCAGCUCAGGGAUGGCAAGAUAUCAUGAAGCUGAGUUUAGACUUCGAGAUAUUUUCAACUCUUCCCGACAACAUUGCCAGAGGCCUCGACGUCUGGCAAGAGUGGUUCGACAGCGACACCCCAGAGUCUGCGGAAAUCCCGAACAACUACCGGGACAUUCUUCAGCCCUUCGAGAUUCUGAUGCUUCUGCGAUGUUUCCGCGUCGACCGUAUUUACCGAGCGCUCACAGACUACAUCACCGUCACUAUGGGCGAGGAGUACAUCACGCCGCCCGUCAUCAGCUUGGACAUGAUAGUGGAGCAGACCACGCCGUAUACCCCGGUGGUGUUCAUCCUAAGCCCCGGCUCCGACCCGACAGCCGACCUGGUGAAGCUGGCCGACCGCUGCGGCUUCGGUGGCGGGAAGUUCAAGUAUCUGUCGCUGGGACAGGGGCAGGAGGGGGCUGCCUUAGCCCUGCUUGAGGGCGCCAUCUCCCACGGCCAGUGGCUGAUCCUUCAGAACUGCCACCUGCUGGUGUCCUUCCUGCGCGAGCUGGAGAAGCAACUAGAGCUCAUGGAGAAGCCGCACCCCGAGUACCGGCUGUGGCUCACCACUGACCCCACGCCCACCUUCCCCAUCGGCAUCCUGCAGCGCUCGCUGAAAGUGGUGACGGAGCCUCCGAACGGUUUGAAGCUCAACCUUCGCAACACUUACUUCAAGAUGCGGACACAUGCUUUGGAAGAGUGUCCUCACCCUGCCUACAAGAAGCUUGUAUACGUGCUGGCCUUCUUCCACGCUGUCGUGCAGGAGCGUCGCAAGUACGACAAGAUCGGCUGGAACAUAUCGUACGACUUCAGCGAGUCGGACUUCGUGGUGAGCAUGCAGAUUCUGCAGUGCUACCUGGAGCGCUGCCACGCCGCCAAAGGACCCAUACCCUGGUCCACGCUCAAGUAUCUCUUCGGGGAGGUGAUGUACGGCGGCCGAGUGAUAGACGACUUCGACCGGCGCGUGGUGCGGACUUACAUGGAGGAGUAUAUGGGAGAGUUUUUGUUCGACAAGUUCCAGCCCUUCCAUUUCUACAAGGACUCGGUUUUCGACUACGUCAUCCCGCCGGACGGCGAGAGAGAUCAGUACAUAGAAUUCAUCGACGUGCUACCCCUUGCGAAUACGCCAGAAGUGUUCGGGCUUCAUCCUAACGCUGAGAUCGGGUACUUCAGCCAGGCCGUGCGCGAGAUGUGGGGACACUUGAUCGAAUUGCAGCCGCAGACAAGCGACUCGGGCGGCGCGAUGAGCCGCGAGGACUUCAUCGACAUGAUCGCGGUGGACGUGCUGGGCAAGCUGCCGCCGCUGUUCGAGAUCUGGCGCGUGCGCAAGCAGUUCGAGAUGAACAUCACGCCCACGCUCGUCGUGUUGCUGCAGGAGCUUGAGAGAUUCAAUCGCCUCGUGGGACGGAUGCGUAGCACGCUAUCUUUACUACGCAAGGCUUUGGCCGGCGAGAUUGGCAUGGACGCGGUACUGGACAACGUAUCCUACAGCCUGUUCAACGGGCAGCUGCCUCAAGUAUGGCGGAGCCUCGCACCCGCUACUUGCAAGGGGCUGGGCGGCUGGAUGGAUCACUUCACCACACGAACUAAGCAGUACACCGACUGGGCAACGAUGGAGGAGCCGAUCGUGAUCUGGCUAUCAGGGCUUCACAUCCCGGAAUCGUACCUCAUCGCGCACAUCCAGAUCGCGUGCCGCCUCUACACGUGGCCGCUCGACCGCUCCACGCAGUUCACACGUGUCACUAAGUGGACUAACGCGGACGACAUCGAGGAGCGUCCGGUCACUGGCUGCUACGUGCGAGGCCUGUAUUUGGAAGGCGCGCGCUGGGACCUAACAGACGGCUGCCUGCGCCGCUCGCACCCCAAGGUGUUGGUCACCGAACUGCCCAUCAUGUACAUCAUCCCCAUCGAGUUCCACAAGCUCAAGCUGCAGAACACCCUACGGACGCCGGUAUACACGACGUCGCAACGCCGCAACGCGAUGGGCGUCGGACUGGUGUUCGAGUCGGACCUCUGGACCACGGAGCACUACAGCCACUGGGUGCUUCAGGGAGUCUGCCUCAUCAUGAACACUGACUGAUUACAUAUAGUUUACUUCCAAAGCAUGAAUGGAUCAUAUUCAAGCAUGAAUGGAUCUUAUUCUAAUAGUUUUUGAAUGCAAACAAUGUUUGAUUGCAAUACUACAUAUAAAUAAGUACACAAGAUCAAUGUUUUUAACUAGUCUAUAGUUAUACCAUUAAUGCUAUAACAUAAAGCUUGUGUGCAAUGACUAAGUAAUGUACCUGAAAUUGAACUAUUUUUAAUUUUAUUCAGUAUUAUUAGAUUUAUUACAUUUAAA